CAGCGUCCCCUGGCUAAAUGCUAAUGCUAUCACACACUGGUUUGCAGCGGCCCUAGAUAGCAACAAAAUAAACUAACAAAUAACCUUAACUCCGAAUUUGCUCUUUAACGCGAACUUUUGCUUUUAAACCACAUUGCGCUAUCGCGAUCGGUUAAACGGGCUUAAUGUAGUUAAUGUUUGGUUACUAAGUGAAAGAGGGUAGAUUAUUUUGGCGCUCGGGCGGACCUGAGCUAGUUUAGCUAAUGAUUCUUACUUUUCAAAAAGUUAACGUAUAAACGUGGGAUAAUAUGUGGAAUAUUAAGCGAUAAAAAAGACCCAUCCUGACUGACCAAAAGCUUACCAAUCGCUUCAAGCAAAGCCAUCACGUAUGUAAACCCUUUCUACAUGUAGAGAAUGACUUGUUUGCUUUGGCUGGGGAAUGAACCAGGAACCCUGGUGGCUGGAUCUGGGUAUCAAAUGGUCUGAAGAAGCCAUGGGAAGCUGUUUUAGCUGUCCAGAUAAAGAAUCGAUCCCUGACAAUCACCAGAGUAAAUUUAAGGUGGUGAACGUGGAUGAUGACGGAAAUGAGCUGGGAGCAGGCAUCAUGGAGCUGACCGAGGACGAGCUGGUCCUGCGCACGCGCAAAUGCGAUGCUGUGAAGUGGCCUUACCUGUGCCUGCGGCGCUAUGGCUACGAUUCGAAUCUCUUCUCGUUCGAGAGCGGCCGUCGCUGCCAGACAGGUCAAGGGAUAUUUGCCUUCAAGUGUUCACGUGCUGAGGAGAUCUUCAACAUGCUGCAGGACAUCAUGCACAAUAACAGCAUCAGCGUCGUCGAGGAGCCAGUGUUUGAGCCCAACCUCGCACAAACUGAACCAGAGCUUCCACUCACACCGCACACACCAACCACUCCUGGAAACCUCCUCCCUACCUUACCCAAUGGCAGCUUACGUUAUCCCUCGUUGGGGGAUGCGUCCUCUCACCCCUCUAGUCGGCAUCCGUCGGUCGGGAGCACGUGCCUCCCAUCACUGGGCGAGGAGUCCACACACUUGCUGCUAGCUGCGGAAGAGGCUGUGAGGGGGCACACAUACGUGAACACCACGGGUCUGCUGGAGCAGCACAGCCCAAGUGUUUUAGAAGUUCCUGCAGACCUGAACGUAUCUUUAUCAGACGGAGAGGAAGCAGUUCCUCAAGAGGCCCCUGAUCCUGGCCCUCGAGUGCAGCUGGAGCCCGAAGGAGCUCGCUUUGUGCUGGGCCCCACUCCAGUGCAGAGACAGAGGCAGAGAGAGGCCAGUUUGUCAGGACAGCAGAGCGUGGCCCAGAACUCAAAUGGGAGUGUGGUUUCACCCCCGAGCGGUACAAACGCCAGCGACAGCGCUAGGUUUGAGGAAAGCUCUCCUGGCGCACUGGAGAACUUCACCGUCUCUCGCCGCCGCGCUCCUCUCACUCCCGACACCAAUGUCAACAACUCUGCCCAGCGCAGGACGGCUCUACUGGACUACGAGAACCUCCCCGCCCUGCCGCCCCUGAGAGAGCACCCCAAGGGCAGCUCGGAGGAAGAGGACGGAGAUGAGGCCAUCAAUGGCUUCCACAGCCAUCGGCAGCACAGCCCUGACCCCACUCAUUACUACAUCAACACGGAGAACGUGACCGCCCCCCUCAGCGCUAACAAGCUGGAGUCGGCCCGCUGGCGGGAUCGCUCCGCCCCGACCUUCUUCAACUCCGAUUUCCGUCGCCCCUGUUUGGAGUCCCACAGACUGAACUACAUAGAGGUGGAGACUGAGACGGAGAACUCCAGCAACCCUCAGACCCCAAAGACACCCACUUCACCGCUGCCCCAGACGCCCACUCGCAGGACAGAGCUGUACGCGGUCAUCGACGUGGAGCGCACUGCUGCCAUGUCCAGCCUGCAGAAAGCACUGCCUCGUUACGACGGCACCUCCAGGAAAACCCGCCAUAACAGUGUUGAUCUGCCCAUGUGAACACUCCUCAGACUUCACCAGUUCAUUCCAAAGGCAGGCGGACUUUAGGGCUGCAAAGGGGUGGAAGCUCUCCAAAAACGCAUCCAAAAAAAUGAUGGAAUGUUUCUGAAACUUAUUGGAAAUAUUUCCACCUUUUUGCAGCCCUGCUUGAUAUUGAGGCUGGGGAAAAUAAAUCAAUGCAUCGAGAAAUCGAUUCUGUGAUUUUUCCGAAUGCUUCACAAUUCUUUCUCCAGUCGAUUUUUGAGCUUACUUUUGAACAGCAGAUGGCGCUGCAUGCUUGUCUCCCAAAUUAUUUAUUAAAUUCAAAAAGGUUGAAGCAAACUACAAAGGUGUUCUUGGUGGGAUGCUUACAUUAAUCUUGCAUCAUAAAAGCAUUCUUAGCUAGGCUGUUUAGCGCUCUUCUUCAUGAGCAUUUGAGUGUGCAAAAAAAAAAACUUGAGUAGAGCGCCAUCUACUGUUAAAAUCUGAGCUAAGAAUCAAUUUCAGAGAGAAUUGCGUUUAAUUCGGAAGGUCUCCGAAUCGAUUCUGCAUCAGUUUAUUGCAACAGCCCUACUUGAUAUCACAGAAGUGGUUUUGUUUGUAACGCUCGUAGGGAUUUCAUGUAGUUAAGAGCGUCUCUCUGUCUCAUGUUGGCUUGAGAAAAUUAACAGAGGAGCUCGCCAUAUACCUUCAUUUUAUUCCUAUGGUAAUAUACUACUACUUUUCUUACACUCGUUUUUCAGUGCCUGUUUAUUUUUGUUUUAUUAUGUUAAUAACAAGUUUGGACAACAUUCCACAGGUCCAUUCCGUACGGUACAAAUCAGUAUUACUGAUCAUGUUUUUUUGCCUUUAUUUACCCUUUAUCAAGUGACUAAGUUGUUUUAAAACCUGUAUCUAAAGAUAACUUCACACACUACAUUUUGAAUUUUUGGCUUCUUAUAGUAGAUUUCAAUACGUGGCACAAUAAAAGUCUAUUUUGUUUCA
This is a messenger RNA of Puntigrus tetrazona (Sumatra barb), 2920 nucleotides long. It is a transcript of the gene frs2b, whose product is annotated as fibroblast growth factor receptor substrate 2b. The coding region runs from base 419 to 1957 and encodes 512 amino acids. The record is from RefSeq and is a predicted model, not a curated record. NCBI's taxonomy places the organism in Eukaryota, Metazoa, Chordata, Actinopteri, Cypriniformes, Cyprinidae. Gene Ontology annotation, cellular component: cytoplasm; cell-cell junction. Gene Ontology annotation, biological process: cell surface receptor protein tyrosine kinase signaling pathway. The transcript has 7 exons.